Rattus norvegicus (Norway rat) is the source of this 7346-nucleotide messenger RNA. Lineage: Eukaryota; Metazoa; Chordata; Mammalia; Rodentia; Muridae. The record is from RefSeq and is a predicted model, not a curated record.
AGUGUCUCCUGUACCAGCAGAAGCUCCAGGACCCUGUCCUACACGCCUGCCUCUGCGGCAUCUUGGCCCACUGAACAGCCAUGAGACGGCAACUCCGCUCCAGAAGGGCGCCGGCCUUUCCUUAUGGUUACCGCUACAGACUUGUGAGUCUCAGGGAGCAGAAUGUUUUGCUGCCCUUUUUAAUUGGUUGGGUUGGGUGCCGUGUAGACCUUGAAUUAUGACUGCCUUCCCUUGGGAUAAACAGGAAUAAACGAAGUUUAGGAAAUUCCAGACUUCAGAAGAAGAACAGUGACUUCCAGCAACCCAGGGCACCCUAAAUUACUGAAUGGAAGGAGGACUCCUUUCUUUGCAGGGAAACAGAGAGAAAGGAGUGGGAAGAUACCAUGGAAUUAGGACCCCUUUGAGACUUUAUCGUAGGAGUCUAAAAUAUGAGCAGACCUUUGGAGUAUGGGAGUAGAAGUUUCACUGCAAGAAAUCUGGCCAGAAGAAAAGGGAAAGAGAAGAGGAAAUGAAAGGCACUGCUGCCCAGCUGUCUCAGUCCCUAUGGGUGGUGGCUUUUAGAAACCAGCUGCUCUUUUUCUAAGGCAUAAAUUUCAAACUAUAGCUAAAAUCACAGAGUCCUUGAUAGCAACUAGAAGGAAGCCUAGACAUCACCUCUCCAGAAGCCCUCAUCAUAUUGGAGGAGGUUGCUAGGUAGCAGGGUGCCAGACUUACUUGCAAGUUAGUGGGGACCCCAACAUGAGGAUGUGCAUCUUGGUUCUAACUUGUGCUCUUUCCACUGUGUUUGUGGUAUGAAACUUCUCGAAGCUCCGAUCUACGGUCCUACCUUUCACCACUUUGUCUGACACCUCACCACACACACACACACACACACACACACACACACACCCUUGUGCACACACACACAAACACACACACAUGCACACAUGCACCCUUGUGCACACACACACACACACAUGCAUAUACACCAAACACACCUUCCAUAUCACUGUUCAAUUCCAGGUGCCUUCACAAACACUUAUUUCAAAUGUGUCUUCACAUUUACUCUAAGCCAUAAUAAAUGUGGGCAUCUACAACACUCUCAGAAUGGUUAGAAUAUGACUCUCAAAGGAAGCAAAGCAUAAACCAGUUUUCUUUGCAUAUGACUACUUAUGUGCCUGGGGAAUUAAUGCAAACUGUCAAGGGUAAGCUGGAAAAGAAAAAAAAAAAAACCCAUGGUUCUUCUAUCCGCAUGUCAACCACUAAGAGUUUCUUAGCGCUCUGAUGUAGAAUCUUUCCAUUGACACCUGCAGGUUCUUCCCUCUCUUAAGACCAAGUCACCGUUUAUGGAGUAUACAUAGCCGUACCCUAUUUGGCUUCUUUUCUAUGUUGAAUUGCUAAAAUCGUUGUGUAUAAUUUCAGCAAUUUGUCCAGAAGUUUGGAUUUUAAGUGCCACAGGGGAUCUUGCUCUUUAUAAUAUCUGAUCAAGUUGUAAAUAAAUCAUUCGAUGCAAUUGCAUGUGUAAUGUUUUUCGUUUGAAAUGAACGUGUCAUUCAGAUGUUUGCACUAUGUCACUCAGUGAAUGAUACAAAUUUAUCCUUUGGGUCAGACUGUUUGUUUGCAUAUUUGUUUAUAUGUUUAUAUAUUUAGAUUGCUCAAAAUGGAGCUACCUUCUGUCCUUCAGGCUUCCCUUUUAGGGAAACAUGAGGGCCCCAGCACACACCCACUACCAUAUCUGAGCAUGCUCACACACACUAUCACAUGAGGGUGGUGCCACUUUAGGAAACUGACAGAAACAGAACCUUGGAGAUGAGCGCCCUCAUUGCCAAAGCGUUUCCUACUGGAGCGUGUUAAAUAAUUGCAUGGAGGUGCAUUUUACACAGGAUUUCAUUAACAAGGAACCUUUGAGAAAAGCCUGUGUUGCACAGUGUGACAUUUCCCUGUCCCUGGAUGCAGGGAAGAGGAAAGCAGCUAUUUGAGGUUUCUGAAAUAAGGCUCAGGUGGUAGGAAUCUGUGAUGGGAAAAUAAGCUCCAAGAAGAUUAAUUCUUCCUGGGAGGAUAAGACUUUAAUGGCAGCCAUUUUAAUAAGAUUAUUUUGAGAGCACAUAUCUACAAAUAAGAUAAGGCUGAAGCCGUGUCCAGCUGCUUCCUCUGUAGAGCAGGUGUGGAAGGCAGGCAGGGGCAGCAAAAGAAAGUCAUUCCAGAAAUCUAAAGGGAUUUGAAACCCUUCCUGAUGAAAUGUCACAUUUCAUAGUCGGUGAGAAUGUGGUGCAUGGGUUUUCAUGUUGACUAGCCAAUCUAGUAUACGUGACAAGGUUAAGGUGGCAAAAGCUUUGGGAAUACCCUCCAGAGUCCAGGCAGUAGCACUGAUAGUACCCACUGAAUACCUUGCCAUGGGCUUCCCACUAUGGAUAGACCACAAAACAUUAGGAACUAUGGACCUUCUACCUCUAUGUUCAAAACCUGGUUUGGGAGAAAAUGUAUACAUAAGUUCACACAUGAGAAAAGAUUUAAGAAUGUGUGUUAAUUCAUUUAGCAUUGAAUGAUAGGCAAGGUUGGUUUUCCUAAGUCUUAUACCGUGAAUCCAUAACCAAAGUCAGAAAUCCUUGAUUAUAAGCACCUACCAUUUGGGAACACAGACUCUAAGACAUCAUCAUGUUCACAAAUCUGCUAAGCCACUUCUAGCCACUUGUGUUCAGUGUGAUGGAGGAGAAACUGUGCAGAGUAUCAAGAGACACAAGUUCCGAGACUGUCAACUCUGUCAUGGAUUUGCUGUGUGGCUUUGGCCAGAUCCUCUCCCCUCUCUGGAGCUCAGUUGGACAAUCAUAUUUUGGAAGCCCCCGAUGAUCAGGAUGAAGUGAAUCACAACUACUUAGCGGACGAAGAGGAGGAAGCAGAAGAAGAGGCUCAGGUGAUGAUGGUGCCUGGUCUGGAGGAAGAGGAAGAAGAGGAGGAAGGAAAAGAGGAGGAGGAAGAAAGGGAGGAAGAAGAAGGUCAGGGUCAGUCAACAGGCAAUGCCUGGUGGCGGAAAUUGCAGAUCGUGAAUGAAUACCUGUGGGACCCGGAGAAAAGGAUGUCUCUGGCCCGAACAGGUCAGAGUCGGAGUCUUAUUUUAGUCAUUUACUUCUUCUUCUAUGCCUCCCUGGCUGCCGUGAUCACCCUAUUCAUAUAUAUGCUGUUCCUAGCCAUCAGUCCUUACAUGCCGACCUUCACGGAGCAGGUGAAACCUCCUGGAGUUAUGAUCAGACCCUUCGCUCAUAGCCUUAACUUCAACUUCAACGUUUCUGAACCUGAAACUUGGCAGCGUUAUGUCAUUAGCCUAAAUGGCUUUCUCCAGGGCUAUAAUGACAGUCUUCAAGAGGAAAUGAAUAUAGAUUGUCCUCCCGGUCAGUACUUCAUCCAAGAUGGAGAUGAAGAUGAGGACAAGAAGGCCUGCCAAUUUAAACGCUCCUUCCUGAAGAAUUGCUCUGGGCUGGAGGACCCCACUUUUGGAUAUUCUACUGGACAGCCUUGCAUCCUUCUCAAGAUGAACCGGAUUGUAGGCUUUCGUCCUGAAUUUGGAGAUCCUGUGAAGGUGUCCUGCAAAGUUCAGAAAGGUGAUGAAAACAACAUUCGAUCCAUCAAUUACUACCCGGAGUCAGCUUCUUUUGACCUCCGCUACUACCCUUACUAUGGCAAACUGACUCACGUUAACUACACCUCCCCGCUGGUGGCAAUGCAUUUUACAGACGUGGUGAAGAACCAAGAAGUGCCUGUACAGUGCCAGCUGAAGGGCAAAGGCAUCGUAAAUGACGUCAUCAAUGAUCGUUUCGUCGGGAGGAUAAUCUUUACCCUGAACAUAGAAACCUAGGAACUCCAGGGGGCCACUCCCACCAGCUCUGAUUCUGAUUCUGUUCUAUCCCUGGUAGCACCUCAAUCCUUUUUUCUUUUUCAGUUAUGACACAGCCAGAUGGACACCUAAAACAGCAGAUCAUCUUUCCUUGCCUUUGACGUGUGUAUGACGUGAUAUUGUGGGACCUGCUUGGGUUUUUUUAAGGUCAUCUUCUCUCCUGAUGACAAAUAUUAAUUUCCUUUCCUUCACUUCGAAUUAAGACCUAUUCUUGCUGCUAGAAGUCUCACUAUCUACAAAAACAGUAUUUGAUAGCAUUUACCAUUGUCAGGAGAAUGUUCUAUCAUGCUUUCUAAAAAUGUGUUGGUUUUAGAGGUGAUAUUAUUCCCAGACAGGCGGAUAAUCUAACCGACCUAUACCCACCUUUAAAACUGCCUGUCAAGGUCUUUCCUUAGAAACCAACAUCAGACCAACCCAGACUACUACUCUCUCUACAGAACUUUAUAUCUGAGGUAGGGGUUGAAAAUUUGGCUGUCUCCCAUAGGUGACAAUCUCCAACACUGAUUUAAAGACUACAUUAUUUUCAACCAGGACAGCAGGACAGCAAGCAGUGCUGACAGGUUACUGAUCUGGGCUAGAGAUGAAGACUUUCUGUGAGACUUUUGUGAGGAGAGUUAGAUCCUAGUGCAAGUGCGAAGAACUCUUAGCAUAGGGUGUGCUUGGUUGUUGAGUGCUCUGUAGUUUUACCAUCCAAGGCAAACAGGUUUUUCUGCACUCCGGGCAGAAGAGAAAACAUGAAAAAUCUUCUUUGGUCUAAUUUUCUUGGCCCAUGUGCUUGAUAGUUGUGUGGUUUUCUUUGAGAUCAGCAGCGAUGGGUGCCUUGAAACACCCCCCCACCAACCCAGCUACAACCUUGGGGAUUGAAAUUAGGGUUCUCCAGCUAAAACAUAGCAAGACAGAAAGCUUCUGUCAGGCCUCCCUAAAGCCAGUGCUCAUUAGCCAGUUUUGCAUCUACUUUUAAAAAACCACAGGAGGCAGAUGUGUAUCCAGGUUGUGGAUCAGCCAAGUUGCUUUGGUUUUAUCUUUGGCCAUGUGACCAUUCCAAUCGCUUCUUAACACCUCCACCAGGGGGAGGGCUGGGACAAAAAGAGGAGGCAAGCAUUACAGACUAGUAUAGUGUCUCAGGGUCCAAAGCAAGCUUAAAUUCCACUUACCAGGCUGCAGAGUCUGAAUCUACUCUACAAUGUUUAGCUUCUCCCAAAACAGGGAACUGGAGGACUGAUGGGGAAACUUGGCUACAAUACAGGAUGACAAGAGACCUAAAAAUAGUACAUGGAAAUGCUAUGGGGAACGUGAGGCACAAUGGCUCUCUCUCUCUCCAGCUGAGAAAGUAGCAGAGGAAAUUACCCAUUGGAAGCCAUAAGCAUGAAGACAUCGUGUGGUUUGGGAAUUCUGAACAGUUCACAUGAGAGCUCAGAGGAAGGAUGAGGAGAGUGGAUUGCACAAGUAUUUAGGGACAUGGAGAGGAAGGGAGUCUUUAAAGUGUUUUAAUCAGGGAAUUCCUGUGAGCAUAUUUGCAUUUGAUCAAGAGCACUGGGGCAGUCAUAACAUCAGGAGUGAAUCGGUAAACAGAAAGGACAAAACCAAGACAGGAAUGUGAGGAGAGGAGGAAGAGUGGAAAAAUGACCCCAGGAUUUUGAGCCGGGCUAAAAUCAGUGCGAUAGUGAUAUUGAUCAUAGAGAUGAGGUAUAAAAGAGAAAGGUUGGAAAGGGAGUUGUCAAGAACACUUUGGGGUAGUUUUAUCUUGUGGUUUCCUCUGGUCAGACACUGAUAUGGAGAUAUGAACACUUGUAAAGUAAAAGAGAAGGAAAGCAGAAGACAAAAGCAACUUCUGAUUAAGUGAGCUCAUUUAGGAAAUAUUUAAUCUUGGGAACUUGAGCCGGUUGAGUAAACACUAACCCAGCUCCUAACAUGGUGCUCUUCUCUGGGUCUUGUGGCAGAAUGGACAGCUAUUAGUUCCUCUUGGGAAUCUCCCUUAUAGAGCCCUUCUAAAUACUCUCCAUAGACUAGCGAGGGGCAGACAGCAUUUAACAAGCAGCAAAAGAUGAGCCCGACAGCAAGGCUACAUAAGACUCCAACACAGAACUCCCAACUCCUCUGGAGUUACCUUCUCACCAAAUUUCAGUUUCCUAGCCUUUGAAUGGAAAACGAAUAAAAGUGAGAACGCUGGAGAUCAUUUAAAAAUGGCCUUCAUCAAAACCUCAAGACUCAAUAGCAAAAGAGUAUACAGCAUUGAUCUGGAAAGGAUCUUUAAGGAAAACAACCUGCAUUGCAUCUGACUCCAGGUCCAGUGCUCUCUCUACUCAGAGCUGCUGCUUACGGGGAAGCAGCAUCUUUUGAAAAAUCAAUAGAGCGUAUCCCAAACAUUCUGAAACAUGUCAAACGUGAGUUAAAAAUAGUUAACAUUUCACAGGAAUCCAACUACUGGUGCUAUAUUUUAUACACAAUAUAUGGUCCUGUUGAAUAUGUUUAACUAUUAGAUAAGGAAUUAGGAAUGAUUUUGUCAUAUGUGUUUCUCAUUCAGUGGCAGAUAUAAUGUCAACAGUUUCAAAGAAGUAUUAAAAACUACUACGACAGUUUGGGCUGUCAGCUGGAACAUGAAAAAUAGCUUUCUUAUACAAAAAUGGAUAUUAUACAGAACUGGAUUAAUGAGUAUGUUCGUUCAUGUGCAAUUCUAACUGUUCAAUAAAUUUCUGGUUGAUUAAUUUAAAUGGGCUCCCAUACUGUGCCGUACCAGGAUUUGAUUUCUAUACCAUCUGUUGCAAUGCACUUGGCUUUACUUGAUUGUCAAUGAGAAAUACUACUUCCACACGGCUUCAUGGUUUUGUUCUUGCUAUAUACUUUGUGUAUAAGUUUUCACUUUUCACUCCUUUGAAAUUAUUUUAAAGAACUCUUUCUUAGGCAUCCAUUUACUUGGGGUCUUCAUGUAGAAAAUGUUUAUACUGUUUUGGGGAGUUGGUGACAACAAUAAAUGAAAUUAAAAGGCAAUGUAUGAUUUCCUCUUUCUGGAUCUUAUCACUGACCACACACACACACACACACACACACACACACACACACACACACACACAGAGGGAUAUUGGGCAGCAAGCCAUAUGGGGGGAAGCUUGACAACUGACAACCUAUUAGUUGAAGACUGGUUUUCCUCUCAAUGUUGUUUUUUAUUAACUGUUAGGGUUUCAUCUAAAAACAGUUCUCAACCUUCCUAACGCUAUGACCCUUUAAUACAGUUCCUCAUGUUGUGGUGACCCCCAACCAUAAGAUUAGUUCAUUGGUACUUCAUAACUGUAAUUUUUUGUCUGUUUUCCAAUGGUCUUAGGUGACCCCUAUGAAAGGGUUGUUCGACCCUAAAAGGGGUUGCAACCCACAGGUUGAGAACCACUGGUUGAUAGGGACAUGAAGCUAAAAGCUUAUUUAUCUGUGAGCAUUUUUCUUUCCUGUAUCUAGUUUUCAAUUUCUCAAAAAAAAAAAAACCAAA